AUGGCUAGAGGCUGUAGGGUACAAACUUUCCUAAGCAGCUUCCAAUCUGACGCCCUGCAGGCUCGGCCGGAUGCACGUGGUGAGCCACAUGGGAACCCACUGAGCUUCCCUCCCAGGUCCAGAGAAGAAGAGGACCUUCAGCUGGCGAUCGCCCUCUCUGAGUCCGAAGCUCGUGGAUAUCCAGCACCCGCAGCCCUAGCUCAGGCUGCCCCAGCCGUGCCUGGCCCGCAACCGUCUCAUCCCCAAGCAGCAGCGAAAGCAGCUGCCAAGGCGGCAGCGAAGGCAGCACCAGCCUCACCAGCCCCACCAGCUCAACCGCCAGCGCCAGCUCCGAACUUCUCGGACUACAAUUACAUCGCCAGAUGCACCCAGCACUUCGCAGCAGCCAGGGUCCUUGGUGCAGGUGCAUACGGCACAGUUUACCGUGGAGUAGACCCUGACAACGCCGUAGAGUUCGCAGCAAAGCGUUUGGAAUGCCAAGAUGCACAGCAGCGAGAAUACCUGGAAAGGAUGACGACGGCUGAAAUACGGCAGCUUGGACGCACAUUUGAUGAACGACCAGAAAGCUCAGCAGGCUGCGGACGCCGAAGUAGCAUCGUGGCCGGUUUGCUGGUGGCGGUGAGCUUCUUACAUCACCACAAUCCCCAGGGGCCCUGCUAUCACCGGGACAUCAAGCCGGGCAACGUCAUGUUGACCGCAUCGUUUGUGCCGAAACUGGGCGACUGCGGCCUGUCGCGCUUUUUGCCCCAAGACCGACCAGGGCAGAGCCGAAUGACCAUGCAGCUCACACAGGGCGCGGGCCCAGCAGGGACUCCUGGCUUUAUGUGCAAACGAUACGUGGAGACAGGCAAGUUCAACGAGAAGUCGGAGGUCUAUUCCAUCGGUGUCACGAUUUUGCAGCUGAUCACGGGCAAAACGGAGUUUGAUGACGACUUUUCGGAGAUGAUUGAAGAAGCAGAUGAGGAGCAGAUAGCCCAGAACCGCGAUCAGCGGCUACCAGCGACUGGCCCAGAUGAGGAGAUUUUGAAGAAACUCUCGGCCAUGGCAGCUGCCAGUGUGCAGCGCUUCUCCAAGAGGAUUCGACUGAUGCCUUUGCUGCGGCAAGCCCGUGAAGCUGCGAGCAGCGCCGAAUCCGAAGCUUCAGCUUUGAGAGCGGAAGUGGAGGAGAUGGCGGCGGAACUGCGGCGUUUGCGCCUGCAGCAAGUCGCAGAAGCAGAACGCGCAGCCGCUGCCAACAUGACCUGCGAGCUGUGCUUCGACGAAGCCUCUGCAGAGGGCAGCUUGUCAUGUCCCAAUCAGCACUUCGUUUGUGCCGAUUGCAGCCCGCAAAUGGUCACUAGCUUUCUGGAGCGUGUGAGUGCCAGUGACGCCAUGCUGGAAGAUCAUCGCACUAGGGGCGGGCUGGUUCCGUGCGUGCAUGCCAACCCAGCAUUCCAAGACCCAUGCGCGGCUCACUACACGGACCAAGCCUUGGCUAGGGCCCUGCCGGAUGAGGUUUUUGUGGGAUACAGGGCUGCGCAGGAUGCUGUCGCCGAAAACCGUCUUUGGCAACAGUACAACCAGAGGUUUCAAGAGGAGGUCUUGCAUCUGCAGCAGCAGUUGGAACGCCAGCAAGCUGCCCAUCGAGAGGAAGGAGCGUCCGCGGAAUUCCUGAGGCGGCAAUACCCGAACGCACGCAUGUGUCCCCGAUGUCGGUGUGGGCCGGUGAUCAACGAAAACUGCUUCGAUCUCCAAGCCCAUCACAACCAAGCAUCAGGCCGCGGUCGGAUUAGCAACGCGUGCCGGCAGUGUGGCUUUUUCACCCGGUACUGGAAUCAGUGGUUGCCUUGGGAUGGUGUCAUGCGAGGCAACGGGUAG
Messenger RNA from Cladocopium goreaui, 1857 nucleotides. The record is from the annotation of a GenBank genome assembly. Lineage: Eukaryota; Dinophyceae; Suessiales; Symbiodiniaceae.